This is a messenger RNA of Coffea arabica (coffee), 603 nucleotides long. RefSeq lists its product as uncharacterized. Gene Ontology annotation, molecular function: protein-disulfide reductase activity. NCBI's taxonomy places the organism in Eukaryota, Viridiplantae, Streptophyta, Magnoliopsida, Gentianales, Rubiaceae. Gene Ontology annotation, cellular component: cytoplasm. The record is from RefSeq and is a predicted model, not a curated record.
AUGGCUAUUUCUUUAUCAUCAGCAGCAAAAGUUUGCUCUUUGAAUCCAGAGCCUCCAUUUGCUGCGUCUUCAAAUUCAGCAGCAAAGCUUUCUAGCUUGUCUUCUCUGCAAUUCCCUAGAGAACUACGCCGUUUUCAUGUUGGAAACCGAGCUGUUCAGUCCGGGCAGCCCUCCCGAACUUUACAUGUGAUGGAUUUUACCUGCAGAGGAAGCAAUUCUAGCCUAUGGAAUAAGCUAGUCAUGGAGAAACCAAGUGAAAAGGCUACUGUGGUGAAGGCAAAGAAGCAAACAUUUUCAUCCUUUGACGAUUUACUGAAAACCGCUGACAAACCAGUGUUGGUUGAUUUCUAUGCAACCUGGUGUGGUCCAUGCCAAUUCAUGGUUCCUGUUCUGAAUGAGGUUAGUACAAGAAUGAAAGAUAAGAUCCAGGUGGUGAAGAUUGAUACUGAGAAGUAUCCGAGCAUCGCAGAUAAGUAUAGAAUUCAGGCACUCCCUACUUUUAUCAUAUUCAAGGAUGGAGAACCCCAUGAUCGUUUUGAGGGUGCACUUACAGCAGACCAACUAAUACAGCAGAUCGAGUCCUCACUGAAAGUCAAGCAGUAG